AUGAGUUUCGACUCUAGUUCUUCUUCAUGGUAUAGUCAAAAUAGGAAUUUAAGAAAUAGGACAUCUACAUCAAGUCGUUCAAGAAGUAGAGAUAGAAGUAGAUAUUCUGGGAUGAGUGAAAGUGAUAGUCAAUUUCAAAAUGAUGAUAUUAUGAGGUUACAAGAAAAAAUUCAGGGAAUGUCUAUGAGAAGAAGUAAUCCAAUCUCACAAAAGAUUCGUGUUUCAAGAGAGAAUCUUCCUGCUUUUCAACACCGACAAGAAAUCAUUGAAAAAAUCAGACAAAAUCAAGUUGUUAUUAUUUCAGGAGAUACUGGUUGUGGUAAAUCAACUCAAGUUACACAAUAUAUUUUUGAAGAUGCUAGAGCAAAUGGUGAACAUGUUAAAAUUGCAUGUACUCAACCUAGAAGAAUUGCUGCUACUAGUCUUGCUGAACGAGUUUCAGAAGAAGUAGGAUGUUCAUUAGGAACAGCUGUUGGGUAUCAAAUUGGGAUGGAAAAACAAGCAGAUAGUAACACAAAUAUAAUUUAUUUAACUCCAGGAGUAUUACUUCAACAACUAAUGAGAAGAGAAGGAAGAAGAAUGUAUACACAUAUUAUUAUUGAUGAAGCACAUGAAAGAGAUCUUGACACUGAAUUUUGUUUAAUGUUAUUAAGAAAAUUUCUUUCAAAAACAACUGUGAGACUAAUUAUUAUGUCAGCAAUGAUGGAUGUUGAAAAAAUUCAAAACCAUUUUAUGUUAAUUCCAGAAACAGGAUAUCAAAUGCAACUUCAAUACUUAUUAUGUGAUUUUAAAGAACAAAAAGAGUUUGAAAGAAUUGAUAUUACAAGAUUAUCUAAACCACCAUUACUUCAUAUUGGUGGUAAAAGAUUUCCUGUAGAAGAAUUUUAUAUUGAAGAUGUAUUAAAAUUAGUUAAAAAAACUUUUGAAGAAAUUUAUCCAUUUCAACAAAAAGAGAAUAUUUUCUCUACAUUAUAUCCUGAACUUGAUUCAAGAACUCUUGGAUUAGGAGUUGAUCUUAUUCAGUACAUUAUUAGAAAUGAAACUGCACCAAUUUGUAUUUUAGUUUUUCUUCCUGGAAUGGCUGAGAUUGAAGAAAUGAAAAGCAGGUUAGAGUGUUGUUCUUAUAGAGGAGAAAUUCCUUGUAACUUUAUUAAAUUACAUUCGACUGUUUCAAUGACAGAACAAAGAUCCAUUUUUAUAGAAUCAAAUGCUCAUAAAAUUAUUUUGUCUUCAAAUAUUGCUGAAAGUUCAAUUACUGUUCCUGGAGUUAAAGUAGUUAUUAAUUUUGGGAUGGAAAAGUCAAUGCAAUUUGAUACAGCAAUGAAUAUUGAAGCACUUAAAUUAACAUGGAUUUCUAGUGCAAGUGAAACACAAAGAGUUGGUAGAGCAGGAAGACUUUCAUCAGGUAAAUGUUAUCAUAUGUAUCCAAGAACAUUUGCAAGAGAACUUGGACGAUAUUCAGAACCAGAAAUUCAAAGAUCACCAUUAGAAAAGAUAAUGUUAAUGAUUUUAGAAAUGAAAGAAGGAAGAGAAUUACUUGAUUAUGGCAUUCAACCACCUUCAGACUCUAAUAUUGAAAGAUCAAUAGAUAAUUUAAUUAUUGGAGGAUUUGUUGUAAAAGAAAAUCGUAUUGAUAAUGCAAUUACUAUUGCACCAUUAGGAAGAUUUGCAGUUAAAUUACCAUUAGACUAUAGAGUUGCUAAAUUAGUAUUUUUUGGAUUAUAUUUUGGAGUAUUUACUGAAACUGCAAGAAUUGCUGCAUUAUUUGGAAUAAAUCAAACAUUAAGAAGAGAAACAUCAGAAAUGCUUCAGAAAAAGAUGGUUAUUGAUAAAUUAUAUAGUGAUAUUAUUACUUCUUUAUUAAUUGAUGAUAGUAAUAGAAGAGAAGUAACAAAUAUUGUUAAUGAAAUUACAAGAAGACUUUUUAUUGAUGUUAGAGAUAAGAAGUUAUAUGAUAGGUAUAAUGUUAAAAAUAAAGAAGGGGAAUAUGCUAUUCAUCUUGCAUUAUAUGCUGCAUUUUAUCCAAAUUAUUUUACUACCGAAUGUUUAGAUGGUAAAUUAUUAGAAGCAGUUAAUAGAGGAUGUUCUUCCCAUGAACGAGUUGGAGAAGUAGAAAUGAAUCCAUGGUAUACUAUUGCAUUUAAAGGAGUACCUGAUAGUGUUACUAACCAACAAUUUUUAGAACAACUUGGAACAUAUUUUUUUAAAGUAUUUGGGAAUGUUUCAGUAAUUAAAUAUAUAAAGAAAACUGAUAGAUUUAGAUUAGUUGAAUUUUAUGAAUUUAGGGAUGAAAUAAAAAAAGAGAUUUAUCCAUGGGGAACAAGAAUGAGAUAUCUUUAUAUAGCAUUAGAAUGGUUGUCUCAAUGUUCAUUUUAUUGUAAAGAAAAAGUUAAAGGACCUAAUGGAAUUGAAGAAGAUGUUACUGUUAGGUGUUAUGCUUAUCACCCAUAUUCUGUUUCAUUAGUAAAUUAUUUUACACGACAAAUUGCUCGAAUAGAAGGAGGAAGUUGUUUAGCACCUUUAUUAAUGAAACAAGAAUUAAGGGUUGGAGGAGGACAUGAAGAGUAUUAUCCUGUUGAUCCUAAUUAUUGUAUUGUAACAGGACUAAUUGGUGAAAGUAAUUCAGGAAUGACAAUGUGUAGAAAAGUAUCACUCUUUCCAAAUAAAAUUGGUAAACAACAUUUACCAAUAUUAGCAAUGAUUUUUUCACCUACUCCAGUAUUACCAUUUUAUAAUAAAAAUUAUACUAAACUUCGUUCAAUAUUAUUUGCACAUUCAAGAAGAAGUGUUAAAGUAGAAGUUUAUCUUGAUGAAACUACUUUGAUUGCUAUUAAUCGCAUUCGAAAUGAUAUUAAGAAUUUUGCUGACUCAUUUGAAAUUCAAAGAGGAGAAUAUUUAAGACCUUGUGAAGUAAUGCAAGUUUUUAAAGAAUUAUUAGAGAAAACAUACUAUCCAAUGAAAGGUAGGGAAAUACAACCUGAUGAAGAUGAAAUUAAAUUUGUUGAACGAAACCAAACACUAACUUAUCUUUAUGCAGACCAUCCUUUCCACAAAAUGAAACCUCUUAGUGUUGAAAAAGAUCUUGAGUUAAGUGAAGACGAUGAGGCACAAGAUGCAUCAACAAAAAUUGAUGAAUAUUUAUAUAAAGAGAAAUUAGCAAAAGGAUGGUACCCUGAAAAAAGACUAGUUUGUGGUUUAUGUCAAUCAGUUAUUUGUUAUUUAAAAAAUGUAAAACCACCUAGUUCGAAUUUACCUAAAAAUGUUAUUGGUGUAAUGACAUGUACUUUUGGAUUAUUAAAAACACAAAACGAUCCAAGAAUUGGUUGUUGUAUGAAAGGACAUCCUUGUUGCAAAAGAAUUGAUGGACAAUAUGUUCUUACUGAAGAUUCUAAAUGUAUAUUAGUUGAUGAUCAAGGAAUUUCAAAACCUUGGAUUCCAGAAACUUAUGAAAAUUUCUUUGCAAAUAUAGGAGGAAUUUAUACACAAGUUCCACCUGUUACACCUGGAGAGUCAUUAACAGAUUAUGAUUGUCCUUUAUGUGAAACAAAAUGUAGAACUAAAGAUGAAUUCCUUAAACAUAUUCCAACAACAACUCAUAGAAUGGCUGAGACUUACUAUCGAAAUAUUUAUAUGAGAAACAAAUAA
Messenger RNA from Entamoeba histolytica HM-1:IMSS, 3645 nucleotides. Its product is annotated as helicase, putative. The record is from RefSeq and is a predicted model, not a curated record. NCBI's taxonomy places the organism in Eukaryota, Evosea, Mastigamoebida, Endamoebidae. Gene Ontology annotation, biological process: maturation of SSU-rRNA from tricistronic rRNA transcript (SSU-rRNA, 5.8S rRNA, LSU-rRNA). Gene Ontology annotation, molecular function: RNA binding; ATP binding. The transcript has a single exon. Gene Ontology annotation, cellular component: nucleolus; intracellular anatomical structure. Bases 1 to 3645 code for a protein of 1214 amino acids.